GCUGUAAUAAAAAAGGGAGGAGGGAGGAGGAGAGAAAGAGAAGGAGAAAACAACAAGAGGACAAAAGAUUGUCAGGUUGGACAAACAGCAAACUUUCGGUGAAGAAGAAGAAGUCAUGGGAAUCUUUCCAGUCGUCCUCCUGCUCUGUGGUCUCCAUGCUGGAGUUCAGACUCAGGACAGCGAGAUCACUCCGCCUCCUGCUGGAAACCUGCCAGCCGACUGCAGGGAGGAGAUGUAUCCUUGCACCAGGAUGUACUCGGUGCAUCGGCCCAUCAAGAGGUGCAUCGGGGGGCUGUGCCUCUACAGCCUGCCCCGGGUCUACGUGAUCAACAAGGAGAUCUGCUCCAGGACCGUGUGUCGGCACGACGAGGACGUCCGAGCCGAGAUCUGCAGGGAACUGUCCGGCUGGCCCCGACGCGUCCAGAGGUCACCCGGCGGGAAGCGCUGUCGCCAUCGCCGCGGCGACCUUAAAACCUGGGCCUGAACGUGGUGUCCCGGGCCCAAAAGUCCAAAGUCCAACAUUGGACACCUGCGGGCUAACUUUAGAAGUGUCAUAAAUCAUCCACACCGCGUCUGGAUUACGUCCCUCGCUUUAAACCGGAGCGAAGAACGCACCGAUAUUGACUUUCAUCCACGAUAAGAUCUGCUCAGUGAUGCCACCUGGUGGUGGUCUGAGCACACUGCAGCUAGCACAACCCCCACUCCUUCUCGCUUCACCCACUCGCAGGAUUCUCACAGGAAUGAGGCAAAACCUACUGUGGAUCGGGUCAUAUAUAUAUAUAUAUAUAUAUAUAUAUAUAUAUAUAGUAAAAGUUUUGUCCUACAGGAUAAAAAAAAAUGAAAUUUUGUAUUGAUUUUAAGGAUGAAAAAUACCAAACUGGACCUUGCACGCUUUGAUUUUUGACUGUGCCGUUGCCUGUGGAAAAAGUUAGGACACCCCAUAAUCUAUAUUAUUUCAUAAUCACACCGUAGAUGAUUCUUGUCAUAACGUCACAAUGUAUUCUUAUGAUAUUCACCCCAAAAGAGACUUUUUGUCUCUGUGGAGAAAUAAAAAGACAUAUGGCGGUU
Nerophis ophidion (straightnose pipefish) is the source of this 1068-nucleotide messenger RNA. RefSeq names its product microfibril associated protein 5 (gene mfap5). Gene Ontology annotation, biological process: embryonic eye morphogenesis. The record is from RefSeq and is a predicted model, not a curated record. The transcript has 7 exons. The coding region runs from base 116 to 484 and encodes 122 amino acids. Lineage: Eukaryota; Metazoa; Chordata; Actinopteri; Syngnathiformes; Syngnathidae. Gene Ontology annotation, cellular component: microfibril.